UCCCUAACAUUACCCAAAAGUAUCAGAGUGAAGGACCCACCAUUCGAUGCUGACGUGGAAAUAGCGCGAAGAGCGGUUUCAGAGUCUUCGUUAAAAAGAAUAGCGGUUUCAGUGUUCCCUGUAUUUCAAAUAAAAAACACCGGGGUCUCUAUAAUUUGAUCCCUUCCGUAGAGCGAAAGGUUAGAGUGAGAAAGAGAGAGAGAGUGAGAGAGAGACAGAGAAUUCUAGAGAGAGGGUGUGUUUGUGUGUGAAUCUGUAUCUGUAUCUGUCUCGUUUUACAGGAAAAACGGAAACUCCAAUAGUAGUCCCAAACAAACGCCAUUGAAUUCAGUUGCAGAAAUCAGAGCUUUUUCAACACCUGGACCUCCUCUUCAGCGCACAGCUCACCCUCCUCCACCUUCCAUCCGUCACUCUCUCCUUGGCCUUGCCUUUAAUCCUCCACUUUCGAAUCCCCAUACCAUACCCCUCCCCCGCACUUGAUGAUGCUUCUCUUUAAACCAGAGAGAUCAAACCAAACCAAACCAAAUCCAACCCAACCCAACCCAACCCAACCCCCAAAGCCUUUUUAACCCUGGGUUUGCAAUUACUCUCUCCAUUAACCCAUUCAUCUACAUACAUACAUUGCUUUUGUGCAUAAAAACAAUAGAUUAAAAAAAAAAGAAAAAAGUAACCAUGAAUGAGCAUUGCACAAAUGUCACUCAGAUCGGGGACUUCCAUGGCCAAUUAACCCAAGUUAUGACUACAAAAAACCCACUACCACUACCAUUCUCUCUUUAUCACCCCCCAUUUCGCGAUUGCCGAGCGUCGAUCAACAGUAGUGCUACUGUACCCAAACAACCACACGGAGAGAGAGAGAGAGAGAGACAACGGGGCGUUCACAGAAAACCCUAACCCUACUAGUGCACAAACACACCAUACCAGAUGGGGAAAAACGAGGCGUAUGGUUUGGUGGCAGGUGGUGGUGUCGGAACGAGGGUCACCAGCACUACUAGUGUCGCAACCAAGGGAGACAGAGUUCGGAAGACUCGUGUUAAUGACGAGUCGGAUCGGACCGAGUUGGCUCUGAACCUGGUCUCCGCGACGAGUCUCGGUGUUCUCAGGAAGAAAAGGAUGCCCCGACAGAGGCGAUCCUCCAUCAACCUCCUCCCUUUUCUAUCCCUCAGCUCGCACGUGCCACCUCCACCUCCCCUUCCCCUUCACCCUCCCGCACGUGCAAUCGACCGAACAAGGUUGAGGUUUCUUUUUCAGAAGGAGCUUCAGACAAGUGAUGUAGGCUCCCUCAGGAGAAUGAUAGUCCCAAAGAAAGCAGCUGAGGAUUACCUUCCCAUCCUCAAGGAGAAGGAAGCAUUUGUUAUCAGCAUGGAUGAUAUGGAUGGCCUGCAUGCUUGGAGUUUCAAAUUCAGAUACUGGCCGAACAACAGCAGUCGAAUGUAUGUACUUGAAAAUACUGGGGAAUUCGUCAAUACACAUGGCUUAAAACAGGGAGACUACAUGAUGCUGUAUCAAGAUUAUGAAAACCGGAAUUAUGUGAUUCGAGCAAGGAAAGCUUCCGAUCAGGAUUUGUAUUCUGAAUCUGCAACGAAUGCUGUCAAUGUGUACUUCGCUGAUGAUUUUGAGGUAAAUGACUCUGGUUUGGUUCCUCCUGUGAACUUUCCCACCGUGGAUGAUACUGGGAUGCCAUUUGUCUAUGAAACUACCUUCUCAAGUGACUCGGAGUCGUCUUAUGUUUAUGAGACCACCUCCUCAAAUGACUCUUUGUUUGAUUUUUGGAAUGGACCAAUGACCUACCACCCGAAGGUUGAACCUAUUGGAAGCUUUGAAUCCAUCGAGAACUUGUCCCUUGAGGAACUUUUGUUAAGCUUCUAGUAGUGGAGUGGUAGUAUCAGAUAAUAGGGCUAGUACAUGCUACGUGCAAUGUUAGGGAGGGACUUAUAUUAUGUUACUGAACUAAUGUACUUUUUGUUAAGAAUAUAAUAUAUAUAUGUAAUAAGUAAGUAACCAGUUCAAAAACUUCAGAAAUCUUAUACUUGUCCCUUUCUAUUGGAUGUUUAAAUAGUUUUUCUUUAUUGUGUCGCAACACCUACAAGUUAAUUACUGUUGUGUAAUAAAGUUAUUGUCCUAAAGCAUCAGAAUACAAUGGAAUUUGUUUUAGCAAG
Camellia sinensis is the source of this 2156-nucleotide messenger RNA. Its product is annotated as B3 domain-containing transcription factor FUS3. The record is from RefSeq and is a predicted model, not a curated record. Gene Ontology annotation, molecular function: DNA-binding transcription factor activity; DNA binding. NCBI's taxonomy places the organism in Eukaryota, Viridiplantae, Streptophyta, Magnoliopsida, Ericales, Theaceae.